Molecule: messenger RNA, 1947 nt
Organism: Thalassophryne amazonica
Lineage: Eukaryota; Metazoa; Chordata; Actinopteri; Batrachoidiformes; Batrachoididae
Gene: wtap
Product: WT1 associated protein
Exons: 8
Coding region: 206-1471 (421 amino acids)
Biological process (GO): regulation of alternative mRNA splicing, via spliceosome
Cellular component (GO): nucleus
Source: RefSeq, a predicted model, not a curated record
AGGCGAACAGGGGAGCACACUCGCGAGCGAAGAAGAAGAAGAAGAACUAGCAGAGCCAUUCUGUUGUGAGGAAGAUGAUGGUGACUGCGGCAGAACUACACCGCAGAAUCUAAAUUUCCACCACAGUUUCAAUUUCUCGUCUGAAACUGAGCCACUGAAUCCGUGCUGUUCUAGAAAACCCGAGACAAACCGGUCGGACAUCACAAUGACCAACGAGGAGCCUUUGCCCAAGAAGGUUCGUCUCAGUGAGUCUGACAUGAAGACGCUGACUCGAGAGGAGUUGUCUGUCAGAUGGAAACAGCAUGAAGCUUAUGUCCAAAUGUUGGAGACAAAAUAUGCAGAGUUAUGUUCCAAUGAUGUAACAGGCUUGAAGGAGUCUGAGGAGAAGCUGAAACAGCAGCAGCAAGAGUCUGCGCGCAGAGAGAACAUCUUGGUUAUGCGACUGGCCACCAAGGAGCAGGAAAUGCAAGAGUGCACGACCCAGAUCCAGUACCUCAAACAAGUCCAGCAGCCCAGUGCAGCCCAGCUACGUUCGUCCAUGGUGGACCCGGCCAUCAACUUGUUUUUCCUCAAAAUGAAGGCUGAACUGGAACAGACUAAAGACAAACUGGAGCAGGCCCAAAAUGAACUGAGUGCCUGGAAAUUUACACCUGAUAGCCAAACGGGGAAGAAACUGAUGGCCAAGUGCCGGAUGCUGAUUCAGGAAAACCAGGAGCUGGGCCGGCAGCUCUCGCAGGGACGCAUCGCCCAGCUGGAGGCGGAGUUAGCCCUGCAAAAGAAGUACAGCGAGGAGCUCAAGAGCAGCCAAGACGAGUUAAAUGAGUUCAUCAUCCAGCUGGAUGAGGAGGUGGAGGGGAUGCAGAGCACCAUCCUGGUCCUGCAGCAGCAGCUGAAGGAGACCCGCCAGCAGCUUUCCCAGAAUCAGGGGGCUUUGGCCGGAGCAGGGCCCAGUCGGACUUCACCCGCUGCCACUGGCUCAUCUGCUGAACCAUCCGCCCAGCCCGAGCAGGUUUCUGCGCCCCCUGAGCAAGCGGCCAAAGACUACGGGAGGGUGUCCAAUGGACCAAGCAACGGCAACUCCUCCCAGAGGAGCGAGACCACCACGCCCAGCCUGUACCGGGAGGUCAGUAGCACCGAAGAAGACUUUCCCAUGUCCCCCAUGGUGUCCAGCCCCGGCGAAGCGGAGACCAAACUGUCCAACCACUCGGAGGAGGCCUCGGGGAGUCAUACUGGCACUGCGAGUGUUGGAGGAGCCGGGGGCUUCGGCAGCCAGCUGAGCGCAGGGUACGAGAGCGUGGACUCCCCCACAGGCAGUGAGACUUCUUUGACUCAGCACUCGAACGACACAGACUCCACCACAGACCUUCAUGAGGACAAGGCGGCCCUGGUGACCAAGGGCUCCAGGACUACAGGGUCACAGCACACUCAGAAUGGCCUGGACUCCAACACAAGCGACAGUGCAGUUUUGUAAUGUACCAUUUGAUGUAGUUUUUUUUUUUUUUUUUUUUUUAAUACAGUGUAAAAGUUGACUGUUUAACAGCACACUGUUUAGUUUUCACCUCCUCUCGUGCGUAUUGUGACGCUUCUGCCACGUUUGUGUUGCUGAACAAGGUUAUUACCAGAACAGGAUGACGUUAGAUUGAAACAGUGAGUUGUAUAACUUACAGUAGUACGUUGCAUUCUGCUGUUUAUUUGAGCAUGUUUAUGCUGUUAUUGUUUGAACUCCUGACUCUUAAAUGGGACAUCUGCCAUUUGUAACUCAUCAAAAUUCAAUUACUCAAUCACAGUGACUGCAACAUUCAAAAGGUCAUUUUUUAAUUUUUUUUUUUAAUGCCGUUUUCAUUGACAAAUUCAGUUCAAAAGAUUGUUAAAUUGUGAGUAGUUUAUAUGCAAAUGUCUCAGUUUUCAUGUACUGACCAAAUACCAAUAAAGAUUUUUAAUAUGACA